Molecule: messenger RNA, 1293 nt
Organism: Nicotiana attenuata
Lineage: Eukaryota; Viridiplantae; Streptophyta; Magnoliopsida; Solanales; Solanaceae
Product: GATA transcription factor 24-like
Exons: 7
Coding region: 74-1015 (313 amino acids)
Biological process (GO): regulation of DNA-templated transcription
Molecular function (GO): sequence-specific DNA binding; zinc ion binding; protein binding
Source: RefSeq, a predicted model, not a curated record
UACAAAUGAAGUACAUAGAGCAAGGUUUUUUCAGUUUUCUGGAAGAAGUGACAGAGGCAAAUCGUGGAGAUCGAUGUACAGGAGAGAGACAAUGAACGGAACAGUACAUCAAGAGAGACAUCAACAGACUCAUUUUGCUGAAGGGAAAGACGACGAUGAUGACGUUGACGUCGACGGCGGAGGAGGAGGAGGGGAGUCCAUAGACGAUCCUUCUCAUCACAUUCGCUACGACCACAACUACCACCAUGCCCUCCACAACGGCGGCGCCGGCGCAACCAUGGAGGAGGCUGCUGCGCUGAAUGUUGUGGAAGGCGUUGCACAUAAUGCUCUCUAUGUCCCUGGCGUAGGAAGUAGCAAUCAGCUUACGCUCUCGUUUCGAGGCCAAGUGUUUGUGUAUCCAGACGUUUCACCUGAAAAGGUUCAGGCAGUGAUGCUGCUGUUGGAUGGAUAUGAAGUCCCUACUGGCACCGCUGCUGUCAAUGUGGCUUCCCAAAGUAAUUGGGCUUCAAGUGAAGGUCCUGGAAGAUUGAAUCAACCACAACGGGCUGCUUCUUUGAGUCGCUUUAGGGAAAAAAGGAAAGAACGAUGUUUUGAUAAAAAGAUUCGAUACACUGUUCGGAAGGAAGUUGCUCUUAGGAUGCAGCGUAAAAAGGGUCAGUUUACAUCUUCCAAGUCAAUCUCUGAUGAAGCGGGUUCUUCUUCUGCGGAGGGGAAUGCAGGCUCUAGCCAAGAAGAACCAGAAACAUCAUGUAGACAUUGUGGAAUUAGUUCGAAAUUCACACCUAUGAUGCGUCGUGGACCAGCUGGCCCAAGGUCGCUCUGCAAUGCAUGUGGACUUACGUGGGCCAAUAAGGGGAUUUUAAGAGAUCUUUCUAAAGUUUCGACUGCAGGAGCUCCGGAUCAUACUGUGAAAUCCAGUGAACAGAGCAAUGAUGAAGCGAAUGGAUCAGAUGCUAUGGCUGCUUCUGGUAUCAUUACUUCAGAUGAUGAAAAUACAGUGCUACCGCGUGAAUGAUAAAGAGCUCUAUUUUGCGGUCACCUCUGGUGGCACUUAAUCUUUCUUUAAGGUGAAAGACCUGAAAUUUAUAUGGUGUCUAAUAUCUGCCAAACUUUUGCAUACUUUUGUACAUUAGAAACUACAACUUAGGCAAAAUACGUAGAUAGAGGACCUUUGUUGCAUAGAUUUAGGUCAUAUCAUCUAGAGUUUUAUUCUGCUAUUCAAAUGUAAUUUAUUUUGAAUCUGUAUCCCAGAUAUAUACAACUCACUAAGCACGUAAGUGUUUUAAAAUAGUC